AUGGGUGAGAUAUGGACUUGUGACCGCAGAGCAGCACAUAAGCGCACUGGGCGGGCGAGGGGACAGAAGCUUCAAGGAAGCGAUUGCGGGACGCACCUAGAGGCCGUGUCGGGAUUGGCCAGUGCCUGCAUGUGGUGGGCAGAGGACGAGGCGUGCUUUUGCACCGCUGUUCAAGCCUCCAGUGUCAGUCUGCCCUGGGCUUUGGCGACUUCUGCCCGCGCAUUCGUCGCAAGGCCUCCGUGUGCUGUCAAAAAGGCGGCCAGUUUGCUGACCUUGACGACGCCACGGCCUGGUGCUGGCAUAGCAGUAAUGGUCGGCACUGUCCUGGCCCCUGCACCAGCCGCGGCGGAACUGCCUCUCUAG
Molecule: messenger RNA, 363 nt
Organism: Pyrenophora tritici-repentis Pt-1C-BFP
Lineage: Eukaryota; Fungi; Ascomycota; Dothideomycetes; Pleosporales; Pleosporaceae
Source: RefSeq, a predicted model, not a curated record